This is a messenger RNA of Aphis gossypii (cotton aphid), 1860 nucleotides long. RefSeq lists its product as uncharacterized. Bases 839 to 1249 code for a protein of 136 amino acids. The transcript has 2 exons. The record is from RefSeq and is a predicted model, not a curated record. NCBI's taxonomy places the organism in Eukaryota, Metazoa, Arthropoda, Insecta, Hemiptera, Aphididae.
CGCGCGACUGACGUAACACUCCAGCCGGAUUCGUCUGCCGAGCCCGUCCGCUGCCGUUUCACGCUCUCGUCCAUCUCGCCGUAGCGCACUUCACGCGCCGCACAAAAAUCAUAUUAUUACGGUAAAAUUAAAAUAAUAAUAAUAAUUUACAAAUUAUUUAUUAAUUAGUGAUAAAUAAUAAUUUAUUAUAACCUACUAUCGCGUGAAAUUUUCCUUCGACUACGUUUCGCGCCUUAUUAGUCGUCUCGCGUCCGCGUCGCUUAUUGGCCCCCGUCUUUACACUCGUCAAUUCGCUAGGGCAUGCCGUCAGAACGCCGGAACCGCAGAAGACAGCGUCGUACGAUCGCGGAACAUUUGAGGUUGCUGGCUCAGCGCAUCGUUGAACUAUACGGGCGCGUGGCGGAAGCGUACAAUCGGAUGCGAACGGGGCCCGUAUAUCCGGAACGGGACAUCAUACAGCGUCUGCAACACUCGUCUUGGCUAUCUCCGGUGUGUCGCGAGAGACGGAUGUGGAACCGUCGUACAGAGGAAUAGAAACGACGGGUCGGCCGAAACCGGCUGACCAACGUUGCCGCCGAUAAGCGAAAGCAUCGGCGCGAUUAUCGGGCACGCCACAACACUUCCGAACGGCACCGUACGACGACUAGAAGGGCUACAACGGCAAACGACAGUGACGACGACAGCGAAGACGACGUAGACGACGACGAGGGUGACAGAGAAGCAGACGAAUCAAAUAGAAUCGCCUACAUCGACGAAGAGGAAGAGGACGACGACGACGACUUUGUAGCCAACACGGCUCCACUGUUUGAGACGCAAGUCUAAAACUAUAACCAUUGUCAUGGCUCAACUGUAUUAUUUAUCAUAUGAAACUCCCAAAAUUAUUGUGGUUUACGCAAAAGUUCCCAAAACUCCGUUCAACUUACUCAUAUCAAUUUUCUAUAAAGAUCGUUUUAUAUACUUUCUCUCCUUCACGGUUGCAAAGAUAUUGUUGCGUUACUUCGAGUUUCAUCCACUACGUAUCCACUGCAGUAGAAGGAAGUCUCAAAAAAAUAAGAUAAUACCACUUCGAAAGAUUCGACUCAGCCGCUUUCUUAAAGUUAGUGAAUUAAUAGAUUUUCUGCGUUAUAAUAAAUGUAUUGAUAUAUUAUACAAACGAAUGUUUAUGCGAUAUACGUACACAAAAUUACGUUCAAGUGGUCGGUUUGCUAAAAAUCGUAAACUAUUUCCACUUUUUUAUUUUUUCAUAUAAAAAACCACUGAUACGUUUUUAGUCUACUCCUAGAAAACAUAGUAAUUUCUUAACAAGUUCAUUAAAAAAAUAAAAUAAAAUUGUGUACCCUUAUACAUAAUAAUUAUAUUAUCGCUUAAGUAUUAAAAAAUCUGCUUUUAGUGAAACUUUGAGAAUACUGUGGGUACUUAAUACUUAUAAUAGAAUAUUAGUAAAAAUGUAGAUUGCAUUGCGUAGUUCGUUUGAAUUUCAAUUGAGAAAUGAUCUAGAUAGUUAUAGCUUAUAAGCUAUUUAAAAACAUUAUUUAAUUAUAUAUUAUUAUUAUUAUUAUUAUAAUGUUUUAGGCCAGGGGUGACAACAUUUCCACGAUUCUUUCUUUUUUUUCUGGGUUUAAUUUUAAAUGAUAAAAAAUAUUAUGUGCAUAUAUGUAUAAAUUAUAAAAGAACUUAAAAUAAUUUUAUCUUUAUUUAAAUUCUUCAAUUCAAAUUGGUGUAGUUUCUAGCAUUAAAUCUUUGACAUAUUCUCUUUCAUAGAAAGUUUUCCUCACCAUUUGCAUUAAUAAUCUAUAAAUAGAUUUAUUUAAGAGGAUUAUAGCAAUCGGGUCAUUUAACGUUUAGUAUUUUAUCUAUACU